Mercurialis annua (annual mercury) is the source of this 1904-nucleotide messenger RNA. Its product is annotated as protein DETOXIFICATION 24-like. Lineage: Eukaryota; Viridiplantae; Streptophyta; Magnoliopsida; Malpighiales; Euphorbiaceae. The coding region runs from base 133 to 1593 and encodes 486 amino acids. Gene Ontology annotation, molecular function: xenobiotic transmembrane transporter activity; antiporter activity. The transcript is spliced from 8 exons. Gene Ontology annotation, cellular component: membrane. Gene Ontology annotation, biological process: xenobiotic detoxification by transmembrane export across the plasma membrane. The record is from RefSeq and is a predicted model, not a curated record.
UAAAUGUGGGUAUUGGGGAAUCGCUAUCCUUAUCUUGAAGGGAGGAAAUGUUUUUUUUAAGGUCUACUAAUAUAGCAGUAGUUAAAUGACAUUUAGUUUUCUGCCCCGUAUCUCAAGAGAGAAUUAAACAAAAUGAACCAUCAUCUAGAAAGAGAAUAUCACACAAACGAAGGUUUAAAAUGUAGGAUUUGGGAAGAAAACAAGAAAAUAUGGAGAGUUGGAUUUCCUGCUAUGUUAGCAAGAACAACACAAUACGGAAUGCUUGUAGUAACACAAGCAUUCAUCGGACAUAUCGGAAAGGUUGAUCUCGCGGGUUAUGCGCUUAUUCAAAUCAUAGCUAUUGGCAUUGCAAUUGGGAUAUUACUAGGAAUGUCGAGCGCAACAGAAACUCUGUGCGGCCAGGCAUUUGGCGCGAAACAAUAUCACAUGAUGGGCAUCUACUUGCAAAGGUCGUGCAUCAUUAAUCUAGUUGCCGGGACACUUUUAGUUCCGCUCUUCAUCUUCUCAGCUAAAAUCUUCAAAUUACUCGGACAAGACGAAGAAAUUCCGGAAAAAGCAGGAUACAUCUGCCUGUGGUUCAUUCCAAUUCUGUACUAUUUUGUAUUUUCUUAUACUCUGCAGAGGUACUUACAAAGUCAGCUCAAAAACAGGAUCGUUGGGUGGCUAUCCGCUGCUUCAUUCGCACUACAUGUGAUUCUGUCAUGGAUUUUUGUCAGCAAAUUAAAUUGGGGAAUUCCUGGAGCUAUGAGUGCUUUGAUUGUAUCAAGUUGGUCAAUCAUUAUCGGUACGAUGAUUUACAUAACUUGCGGCUGGUGUCCGAAUACAUGGAAUGGAUUCAGUUUAGCUGCGUUUUCUGAUUUAGUUCCUGUUAUUAAGCUUUCUAUAUCUUCUGGGAUCAUGAUUUGCUUAGAAUUUUGGUACACUGCUAUAUUAGUGUUGGUGGCCGGGUACAUGAAGAAUGCAGCAACUCAAGUCUCUGCUCUAUCAAUUUGCGUCAAUAUUACAGAUUGGGAAUUCUUGCUAUGCAUUGGCUUCUUAGCUUCCGCAAGCGUACGAGUUUCGAAUGAAUUAGGAAGAGGAGACGCUAAAGCAGUCAUAUUUGCAAUUAAAGUACUCAUCGCGGAAUCAACGUGUGUGGGAAUGUUAUUUUUCAUUCUGUUUUUAGCGUUGGACCGCCAAAUUGCAGGAUUGGUCACAAAUGACGCAAAUGUGAUUGAAGCUGUGUCGAAGCUUUCUGUGCCGCUUGCUUUCUCUGUUCUACUUAAUAGCUUUCAAACCGUAUUUACAGGAGUAGCGGUAGGUGCCGGCAGACAGAAAAUAGUUGCAUAUAUUAAUAUAUGCAGCUAUUACAUAAUUGGUGUGCCGAUUGGUGUUAUUCUUGGAUAUGUUGCUCAUUUGCAAAUUACGGGUAUAUGGAUUGGAAUGGUGAUUGGAGUUAUAAUGCAAGUUAUGGCACUUGGUUACAUGAUAUUCGCAACAAAUUGGGAUGAACAGGUAAAAAGAGCUUCAGAACGUCUCAAUCGUUGGUCAUUAAAAGCAUCAGAUGAAUCUAAUAACAUUAUACUUCCAUUAGAAAAGAUUGAAAUCAAAUAAUUUUCUGAUUGUUUUCAAAGAAUUCUCGGCCUAAUCACUGCAAUUUCUUACUAUUUGUCAAUACAAACCACCAACAAGCACGUAUAAUUCUAAUCGAAGACGUGAAGUGUUCGGUGGAUCUAACUGCAGAUAUAAUGGUUACGAGUGGUAAAAGAAAAAAGAUCUAAAGAAGAAGAGUGCAGUAUGGAUGUGCAUGUUGGCUCAUUAUAGAUAACCAACGUCUCUUCAAUUCAUAAGCGAUAUCUAUAUGAUUUAUUAUAUAUAUUGAAUAUUAAUUAAAUUAUUAAAUAUAAUAUUUUUAUUAUUGAUAA